This is a messenger RNA of Athene cunicularia (burrowing owl), 4548 nucleotides long. It is a transcript of the gene S100PBP, whose product is annotated as S100P binding protein. Gene Ontology annotation, molecular function: calcium-dependent protein binding. Bases 210 to 1610 code for a protein of 466 amino acids. Lineage: Eukaryota; Metazoa; Chordata; Aves; Strigiformes; Strigidae. The record is from RefSeq and is a predicted model, not a curated record. The transcript has 4 exons.
GCCUUCCUCAUUAUAUUACUGUGUCUUUGAGAAACAGCUGAGUUUCUUCUAUUUAAGAUGUUUUUUGCUGGCAGGUUGGAUCUGACUCCUUUCUGAAAGGGCUGAUUGAAGGGCACCAGGAUCAGGUGAACUUCAGAACAGGUUUCUAGAGCUGUAAGAGAAGGCACCGCGUCACUGAGAUACAUGAACCUACAGCAACCAACAGCAACAUGGAUGACUGUUCCCCUCACGCCUCUGGGCUUUGUCUUUGCCACGAAUGUAAACCCGCUGUUCAUAGUACAGUUGCUGGAGUCAAAAGGUUGUUGGAUUCCCCAGAGAAGGUUGAGGUCCUGCAGUCAGCUAAGAAAGGUUGUGUGUCAAGGCAUGGUUCUGGCACUUCAGAUCCAUCAGAGAAAUCGUUGUGCUCUUCCCCAGGCUCUGCCUCCUUUCAAGGUUCCUUGCACUUUCUGGAUGAUACUGGCCAUGAUGACCUUGUUGCCAGUUCUUCUGUGCCAAAAUACGAUGAUGUAGUCAUUUCUCUAGAUAUAACCAGAUAUUUUGGUGAUAGUGAUGACUCCUUGUUGGAACUGUCAGACGGUGAAGAAGGGAAUUCUUCUUUCACUUACACUGAGGAAGAGAUCCAGGAAAUCCUGGCAGAUGAUUGUGUGGAAUCUGAGCAGUGCCUAACUAGAAAAAGCAGUCUGAGCCAAAAUAUAAAUGAAGAGAGUGAAAAGGAUGAGAGCAGCAGCUACUCUGGGGCAUCAGUCAUCAGCGAAGAUGCAAAUGAAGAGUCAAAGAUCGCAGAGAAACCAAAUGACUCUGUGUCCAGAGAGUGUUUUUCAGUCAGCUCUGAAUGCUCUCCUAGCCCUUUGAAUGGAAGCGCCAGUUCGGAUGAGAACCAUCUGCAGUCAGCUCAGGUAACUCGCAUGUUGUUUGACCUUGACAUUCAGGAGCUUCUGAGUCUUAGCCCUAUUCAUGCUGAUGAUGUAGAUGAGUCUCAGGAGGUCAAUACUUUGGAGGAAGCUGAAAGAGAAGCUUCAGAAGGAAUCAUAAAUGAUUGCCUCGAGUAUGCUAAAACUGAUAGUAGCUGUGUUCUCGAAGACUCUUUAGAGGGGCUGAUGUCUAAUGACUGGCAAAGCCUGGAUGUGGACGGCCUGGGAAAGACUCCCUUUACCAGCAAAGAUGUGUCCCACUUCAGUGGUCAUCCUGUGGGAAGAUCCACGCCCUCUUCUGACCUGGCCCGUGACCAGAGGACAGCUGAUGAGAGCUCAGCACCCGUGUUGCUGAGGUGUCCCAUGCCACUUUCUGGAAUCCUAAACCAAGAACUUCCCAAAGCAACAAAGAGCUGUUUUUCAAGGAAAUCAGACUCUCUGGAGGAUGAUGAGGGGGAAUCUACAGAAGCUGAGCAGCCAUCAAACAGCAUUAAAUUAAGUGAUACAGCUGUAGGCCAGAUUGAGCAAGAAGAGACAACCAGUGGGAAGAAGCCUGGCAAAGUUAUUCCAGUGCCACAGGAGGUGGAAGAAAGACUGAAUCAACGGACACGCAUUUUGGAAGCGGAGCUGGGCCAGAGAAACAUUUCUAUCCAGACUGUGUGCAUCUAUACAAAGGAAACUGACUCCUACACCAAGUAACCCCCAGAUGGGAUGGGGGACCCUUUGCUAGGUGAGUCGUGGGACCAGAGCCCCCAGAGCUGUGUCCCAGCCCUUCCUCCCUCCUACCCACCCUGGGCCUUUUGGCAAGAGCAGGUCAGAACCGCCUCCGCACAGCAAGGAGGCAUGAGCGAUGAAGAUUACCCUUAAUCCCCUCUUAAUGCUGAGAACUCCUUCUAGCCUCUCAUUAAACGCUUUGCUGAUUAUUAAUGGACUUUUAUUUGAGAGGAAAAAAAAAAAAACCCAAAACCCCCACACUUUACAGCUUUGGGCUGAUUCCUCCCUGACUUUUUAUUGUCGACACAGUGGCUGCUGGCACGGGGAGGAGGAAACCACCUGCCUGCCCCUUAUGUUGUUUAGUGUCAGAGCUGUAGUAGGGAUGGGAUGGGAUGGGAUGGGAUGGGAUGGGAUGGGGCGCAGGUUUGUCUCCAUCCCACUGCUGCCACCACCCAUGAAGGUGGGGCCGCUGAUUGAGGGUGGUGGGGUGAGCAAAGGGGGUGUCUGAGUCACUGAGAUGUCUUGCCUGGCACCUCUGGGAUUGGGGGGGGGACACCUCGGCUGCAAAGACAUCACUGGGAGAUGCUCGGAGCUCCUGGCUCCUCAGCCACAGUCUCUCUCCUUGCUGUUGUGUCUCGCUCUUUUGAAGCUGCUCUCAGUUUGCACCUUCUGCCCUGAGCUCUUCUGGGGGGGCUGGGGGUGGGAGCCAGCUUGCUGCCUUUAGCCAUGCAGGCUGGGGGGAUCAGUGCUUAGAGGAAAAGGAAGAAAUCUGCGGAAAUAUCACAGAGUCCUGUGGUCAGGCUGUAGGUUUGGAGUUAGAGCAUAUUCCUGGAUUUAUCUCCCCAGCCAAGGGGCCCAGCUUAGCCCCAAAACAGAAUUCAACUGUCCUGGAAACUCCAGCCACUGGGAAGUGCCUGGAGUGAAAGGCAGUCAGUUCCUCCGUGGCUAAGGCUCUGCUGUAGUGACAGCAGUUCCCAGUUCAGUUAGCUCCUCUCCCAGUUCAGUUAGCUCCUCUCCCACAAGCGGCUCCUUUCCUGCUGUGAAAGGCUCAGCUCAGCAGCCUCAGAGCCCCCAGACCAUGGUCCAGCGAGCAGAUCGCCUGCCGAGGCUCUGAGGCGGCUCCUUCAGUGCUGUCUACCAGCAAGCUGUGAGCCCUUCCUUGCAGGAACCAGUAAAAGUCAGCCUUAAAUCCCAGUAGCAAUUUAUUCCUGCACCUCAACCUUCCCUGGGGACGCAGGAGAUGGAAGGACACGACCUGCAAGGGGCAGGAGCAUCCCGUAAGGUCCCGUGUGAUGUUCUCGGCAAAGCGCCGCUGCCGCUGCCUGAGCGUGGGUACAAAAAGACCCGGUUUUGGUGCCUUCCUGAGCCUUUCUUUGCUCUCCCAGCACGGCUCCCUUCAGCCGAUAGAAUUCCUUGUCAGCUUUAUGGGGUAAGGAGGAAGGGCUGGCGCUGCCGUUCAGCCUCCCCGAGGGUUUGAAUGAAGGAGCCUGCGGGGGAGUGGGAGGGAGCAGGGCCCACCGCUGCCCUCCCGCUCCCGGCCCCCUGGCUGUUUGCUGAUCUCUGGCAAUUUCGAAGAGCAGAAAAACCAAGUGGUGGUUCUUCAGUCUGGGAAAGAAGCAAUUCUUUCCUGCUGACCUCCUGCUCCCCUGCCCGAUCUCGGUCAGCCCUCUGAUUCCCCAGGAGUGCCUGAAUGUGCAGGAAAUGCUGUCAGGGCAGAUGGAGACUUUUCAGGGAGCACAGAGCUGCUCGCCGUGUCCACCCUGGCCAUCAGGAAUUCCUCGGGGCAGAAGGAAGGGGUGUUUCUACUUUGGAGAAUGUCCGGUGCUGCCAAACUCGGACUCCCUGAGUCCCAAAGCUGGGCAGGAACCGCUUGGGUCUUGCCAACGCCACGAUCUGGGGUUUAAUGCUGCCAACCCAGAGCAGAGUCAUUGCUGUGGCAUGUUUUAUCCAGGGCCCAAACGUCCUGGGGGAGGGCUGGGUACUGUGCUCUUUUCUAGCUUUUCUCAGCCCACAUUUGUGUGAUAUUAGAGAAAUAAGAGAGAAAUCUGUCAGAGGCAGGAGGGGGAGCAAGGCCUGGAGCUGGAGCCGGUACCCAGACCUCUCCCAGGAGUUCGUUGGCUGGUCCUGACCCAGCUCUGCUCUUGUAUCCAACCCUCCAAUUUUUCCUGCACACACAAAGAUUUGCAUGCUCCGCUGCUCCAUACAUUUCUGCUUUUAACGGAAUUAUACUUGAGUCAGGCCUUAAUUUGGCCUCUGGCUACUCUAUAAACCAGAAGGGGUUUAUUUAACAAUAAAUGCCAAGAGGAUGAGGCCAUAUUCGGUACCAGUCCGUGGGUACCACUCCACGGAGGCUGCUUUUGGAUCCUGCCAUGGCGCGUGUGGUUACCCUGUGCGAGCGCGUCCCUCUCCGUUUCCCACAUGGAUGUUCCCAGCAGGAAACGGCGUUUGGAAGCGGAUGGCGCAACCUCGCCUGCUUCGCACACUGACGUCCCUGCUGAGAGGCUGACAGUGAGGUUAGAAACCUCCAUAUUUCAAUUAAAUCUCUCCUACGCUGAACACAGAAAUCAAUAACGUGCUUACGCCAUCCAUCAGCUGGCCAGGAAUCUCCGUGGCCUCCGGGAAGGGGCCGCUGCGGGUCGCUUUGCCACCUCCAAAGGGCUGUCAGCCCCGUGGCUGCUUCCUCCUCCGUGCUGAGCCUAUUGCUCGCUUCUGGUUGUGAUCCUGCCAGGCCGUGGCUGAGCUCAGUUCCCCGGGCCCGGAGGUGGGGGUGAGUGUGCGCGGCGAGGUACAGGCCAGGGAACAGCAUCCGCGCUCCGACUGUCACCUUCGCUCUGCUCCCCUUCCCCCCUGCUGCUGGUGGGGCUGCCUGGGGAGGGGGUGACCACGGAGACCUGUCUCAGCAGAGGGAGAGGAGCAGCGCAGG